This is a messenger RNA of Volvox carteri f. nagariensis, 405 nucleotides long. RefSeq lists its product as uncharacterized. The record is from RefSeq and is a predicted model, not a curated record. The transcript has a single exon. Bases 1 to 405 code for a protein of 134 amino acids. Lineage: Eukaryota; Viridiplantae; Chlorophyta; Chlorophyceae; Chlamydomonadales; Volvocaceae.
AUGAGUACAGGCUUUCAGCGCCACCUAACCAACUUUGCUUAUGUUCGAUAUGGAAACUCGUUUGGCCUUGCUUUGCCGCCGAUUCAAAUUUGUAGCCAAUCGGUCGACUUCUUCCUCGUUAAGCGCUUCACUCCUUCCGCAAUUGCUAUCGACUAUGCUCCGGAACCAGAGCUUGAGCAGUGUCUCAUGGGGCAGCCGGUCAAGCACAACUGGUGGUUAACAGCAAUAACUGCAGUUGCAAAUGAAGUUAUUGAUAGUGGAUACGGAGUAUCAUCAAGCUUGAAGCCAACGGUCCGUGAAGAGCUUGUCACCUGCUGCCCACAUGAAAUAGAAUUGGCGCUACAUGGCAUAGGAGUGCGGUUUGGGACGGAAACCCCAAACUCGGGAGUCUGGAGCCCACUGUAA